Molecule: messenger RNA, 2434 nt
Organism: Hippoglossus stenolepis (Pacific halibut)
Lineage: Eukaryota; Metazoa; Chordata; Actinopteri; Pleuronectiformes; Pleuronectidae
Product: endonuclease domain-containing 1 protein
Exons: 2
Coding region: 1261-2196 (311 amino acids)
Molecular function (GO): hydrolase activity; metal ion binding; nucleic acid binding
Source: RefSeq, a predicted model, not a curated record
AGGGCAUGUCAUGCGUUUGUGGGAGGCUGUAGCGGGGUUUGAUCGGCAGCGGGCGCUGUUGAACUACAGUGGAACUGUAUGCACAGAUGAUUGUUGUCCCAAUCGGGGACAUAACUGCAUGCAUGAAGGCGAGAUUAUAAUAGUUUAGAACAUCCUGGAUUAUAAACAACACAACCAGAGCAACGUUAGUACAGGCAGUCAUAUUUUAUUAAGUUGCAGAGUCACAAGUGAAAUCAAAUGUGUCAUUACUUGCAACCUUAAAGCUUUCGAUUCUAUUUGGGAAUCUUUCAUCCACUUCAUGGAAGAUGAAGAUAUGGCUCUAGUACUAUUAUAUGUCUGCUUAUAUAUUUCCGAUUUUGUUUCUUAAUGUUGAAAACCAAUAAACAAAUUGCAAAAAAAAAGAUUAAAGCAUUAAAGCCUUUGGAUUCAACAUAACUGCUCCCUUCUGCAAUUUCCACUGCUUUCGUUGAAUAACAUGUAACAUGUCCGUCAUCCAGGGAGUGAUCACAAAUGAGGAAAUGAAAGAAGCUUUUUAAUUCGUGUAGAUAUUUAAACUUGAGUUAGUUUGAUAGGAUGUUAAUUCAGAAUAUUGGUCAAUUAUGAUGGUUAAAAAGAUCUAGAGGCACAUUUGAACCUGCAGGUGAUCAAACCAGUCAAGGGGACCAACUGGGCACCACACUGUUCCGAGACAAAGCUAAUGACGUUGAAUUAAAAAUCGGUUUAAUUUAUAAUUGCACUGGUGUUCAGGAUCAUCCAACUGAAAUGAGAACCUUAAGCUGCAAUGUCUUCAUGGGAUCCUGUGUCAAAAUGCAGUCUGUCAUUUUAUUUUAUAUCGUUCGAUACUGUGUUUAAAAUGUCCUUUCUUAUAUAAUUGACACAGCCCUUAUAAUGUGCAGUGUCAGUGGCCAAUUCAGCCCUGGAUGUGCUUCUAAUAUAUGUUUCAAAAAUGGUCUUGAAUGAGUCAAUUACAGUGGAGACAGUGACUUUAUGUGAUAAGUGAGAAAACGUGGACACAGCUUGUGCAGAGAUGCAUGGCCACACCGACAUUGUAGAACCAGAUAAGUCAAUGAUCCAGCCAAUGGUUUCGCUGUGAGCUGCUGCUGCUGCUUUGCAUCCUCAGUCUCUGUCCAACAGCCCUUACACCGAAUAUGAAGGCAUCACCAAUACAAGACUACACCUGAAACGGAAAAUGCAGAAUUGUCAAACCCAGACAUGCAGGUGGAAAUAACUUGUUUUUCCAUCAACUCCCAUUGAGUGAGGAUGCGUCUGUUCCCCACCUGGGCCCUGUCCUUCUCCCUGCUGACGGCCUACCACCCGGUGAGUGCCACCGUGUCAGACAGCUUCAGAGACUGCAGCCAUUUUUUCUACAUGGAGACUCCACCUGCAGGGGUCGGAGGGCACAGCCUGAGGAGGAUCUGCCAGGUGUAUGCAGACAAAGCUCGCUAUGCCACAUUGUACGACAGCAGCCGCCGUCUACCCCUCUACUCGGCCUACAUCUUUCAGAAGUCUGACGGGAAGAGGAGGAUGGACACACCCUGGAUGUUUGAGCCUCAGUUGCUCUCUGGUGAUGAAAGUGCACAAAUGAGAGCCCUUCCCCUCACUGACGACUCCCCCCCUCUGAUUGAGGGCAGCCAGGCCGUGCUGGAGGACUACACAGACGCCGUUGGGUACAGACGUGGCCCGCUGAAUCCUGACUUGCACCAAGCAGAGCCAGAUGACAAAUCCUCCACCUACACCCUGACCAAUGUAGUGCCAUUAAUCACAGACUUCCUGGAUACCUCCUGGAAUCCAUACUUGGACACCGUCCGCCAGCGCCUCAAUAACUUCUGCCAAGGCAAAUCUUUCAUGGUGGCAGGGGUGACUGUUUCAGGGGCGACUAUCCAGCGAGAUAACAGGGACCGCCUAGCGAUCCCAAAACACUUGUGGCUGGCGUACUGCUGCCCCUGGUUCGACCGCAACUCCCCAUAUGAGGUGAGGUUUAUGUUCCCCAGUUACGGGGGCUAUGCACUGAAUGGACAGACUGGCCACAGUGUGGUGGAGGUGCCUCUGAAGUCUCUGGAGGACUUCCUGAGGAGCCAGACAGACAUCUUUAGGGACAUGACUAUUUUCUAUAAAGGCUGUGUGUCGGAAAAUCCCUUCAAGCGAACAGAGACAUGGCCUGAGGAAACAGACCUAACUAAGAUAAACUUCAAUUGAGACCUUGUUGCAUAGUUCUGGCGUUGUGUGUUUUGAAACCUAGCUACUAAUUCCACAAACAUCUGUCUGCCUGUAUGUGGAUUUCGUAACUCAACAACCGUUCAACCAUCUCAUCAGCUUCACACUUGGCAUGUGUAUUGUAUUGUAUUAAGUUGCCAGAGAAAGUGCUGUGCCGACUUUAGCGCGACUUGUACACGCAAUGCGUUAACUAUUAAUAAAAUAUGAAUACGGCUGAACU